This is a messenger RNA of Abrus precatorius (Indian licorice), 2583 nucleotides long. Its product is annotated as probable receptor-like protein kinase At4g39110. Gene Ontology annotation, cellular component: plasmodesma; plasma membrane. Gene Ontology annotation, molecular function: ATP binding; transmembrane receptor protein tyrosine kinase activity. Gene Ontology annotation, biological process: protein autophosphorylation. The coding region runs from base 1 to 2583 and encodes 860 amino acids. The transcript has a single exon. NCBI's taxonomy places the organism in Eukaryota, Viridiplantae, Streptophyta, Magnoliopsida, Fabales, Fabaceae. The record is from RefSeq and is a predicted model, not a curated record.
AUGGCUACCCUCCUGGUCAUUUUCUUGGCCUUGUCCUCAUUAGGAAAUGCACUUUCUACCUCAUCCUUCAUUCCCAAAGACAAUUUUCUGAUUGAUUGUGGUUCAGAUAAUGCAGCCACACUCCCUGAUGGAAGAGAAUUCAAAUCAGACCCUCAAGCAAGAUCCUUCUUGCAAGCCAAUGAUGAGUACAUGGUCUCAGCAGAUGGUGUAAAUGUUUCCUCCUAUCCCAUAUAUUCAAAUGCAAGGAUCUUCAUUCAGGAAGCCAAGUAUUCAUUCCAUUUGGUUCAACCAGGAUUUCAUUGGAUCAGGCUCCAUUUCUAUCCCAUCAAGAACAAUGUCUUUGAUCUUCAAAAGGCCACUUUCUCUGUCUUCACAGACACAUAUGUUCUCCUACACAGCUUCAAUGUUAACAACACUGAAAAGGCAAUCCUCAAGGAGUACCUCAUCAAUGCAACUGAACCUCAAUUAACCUUGGCAUUCAUUCCCCUCAAGAAUUCAGCUGCAUUCAUCAAUGCCAUUGAGGUUGUUUCAGCUCCUGAUGACUUGAUCUUUGACACUGGAUCCGGCCUUUUCCCAGUCAGCGAGUUUGGCGGCCUCACGGCUUAUGGUUUUGAAGCUGUUUACAGGCUCAACAAUGGAGGGCCCUUGAUCACCUCAUCAAAUGACACCCUUGGAAGAACUUGGGAACCUGAUGACACUUACCUCACAAACAAGAACUUGGCAAAGAAUGCCUCUGUGGCUACCAAUGCCAUUAAGUUCCCCAAAGACAAUCCAACAAUUUCCCCUCUCAUUGCACCACAAACUGUGUACUCCUCUGUCACUGAAAUGGGUGAUGCUGGUGUCAAUCAGCCAAAUUUCAAUGUCUCAUGGAAAUUUGAUGUGGAUGAUGCUUUUAGCUACCUUGUUAGAUUACAUUUCUGUGACAUUGUGAGCAAGGGCCUCAAUGAACUCUACUUUAAUGUCUAUGUUAAUGGGAAGAUGGCAAUUUCUAACUUGGAUUUGUCAGCUAUCACUGGAGCCUUGGCAACCCCAUAUUACAAAGACAUUGUGGUCAAUGCAACAUUGAUGUCUGAAGGACUAACAGUUCAGGUAGGUCCAGCAAAUGCGGAUGGCGGAAAUGCCAAUGCCAUUUUGAAUGGUGUGGAGGUCUUGAAGAUGAGCAACUCUGUCAACAGUUUAGAUGGAGAAUUUGGAGUUGAUGGAAGAAGGAUAGGUGGUUCUAACCGUGGCACGGUGGCAGCAGUUGGAUUUGCCAUGAUGUUUGGAGCUUUUGUGGGUCUUGGUGCUAUGGUGAUCAAGUGGCACAAGAGGCCUCAAGACUGGCAAAAGAGGAAUAGCUUCUCUUCAUGGUUACUGCCUCUGCAUGCUGGUGACACAAGCUUCAUGAGCAGCAAGAACUCAAUGGGAAAGAGCAAUAUCUUCUCCUCAUCAAUGGGAUUAGGAAGGUACUUCUCCUUUUCAGAACUGCAGGAAGCAACCAAGAACUUUGACUCCAAGAACAUCAUUGGUGUUGGUGGAUUUGGCAAUGUCUAUUUAGGUGUGAUUGAUGAGGGGACUCAAGUGGCAGUCAAGAGAGGAAACCCACAAUCAGAACAAGGCAUAAAUGAAUUCCAAACUGAGAUUCAAAUGUUGUCCAAGCUCAGGCACAGGCACCUGGUUUCCUUGAUUGGAUACUGUGAUGAGAAUGAUGAGAUGAUCCUGGUUUAUGAGUACAUGCCUAGUGGACACUUCAGAGACCACCUCUAUGGAAAGAACAUGACCAUGACUCCUCUUUCAUGGAAGCAAAGGUUAGAGAUAUGCAUUGGAGCAGCUCGCGGUCUUCACUACCUUCACACCGGCACUGCACAAGGCAUCAUUCACCGCGAUGUUAAGACCACCAACAUCUUGCUUGAUGAGAAUUUGACAGCCAAGGUUUCUGAUUUUGGACUUUCAAAGGAUGCACCAAUGGGGCAGGGUCAUGUUAGUACUGCAGUGAAGGGUAGCUUUGGUUAUCUUGACCCUGAGUACUUCCGGAGGCAGCAACUAACUGAAAAGUCUGAUGUGUACUCAUUUGGGGUAGUCCUGCUUGAGGCACUAUGUGCAAGGCCAGCCAUUAACCCACAGUUGCCCAGGGAACAAGUAAACUUGGCUGAUUGGGCAAUGCAAUGGAAGAGGAAGGGCUUGCUUGACAAGAUCAUUGACCCUCACCUUGUUGGUUCCAUCAAUCCUGAGUCUAUGAAGAAGUUUGCUGAGGCUGCUGAAAAGUGCUUGGCUGAUCAUGGAGUUGAUAGGCCUUCAAUGGGAGAUGUUCUUUGGAACCUGGAGUAUGCAUUGCAGCUUCAAGAAGCCUUCACGCAAGGAAAGGCUGAGGAUGAGAUCAAGUCUUCUGCAGCUGUUCCUACUUCACCAGCUCCACAAACACCUUCCACCCCCUCUGAUGCUCCAGAAGUCAUUAAUGCUCCACCAGUCAAUGAUGCUCCACCUGUGAAUAAUGCUCCAUCAGUGAACAACACUCCAGCCGAAGCCGAAGCCGAAUCCGAAGCCCGUGCUGUUGAUGACCAUUCUGGAAUGUUUGCCCAGUUUGAUCGCCUUAAUGGCAGGUGA